AUGCAUCCCGAUCAUCUACUGGAAAUGAAAAAUGGAUUGGACAGUCAGACGGCAGCAGCACGGUUGGAAGCCCUGGGUCCCAACUUUAUAGAAGUCACUGUGCCCACCUUUUUGCACGCCUUAUGGGAAGAAUUGACAGGCUUCUUUUAUCUUUAUCAGCUUCAAAUUCUUUGGUGCUAUUUUUAUUUGGCUUAUUGGCAAAUUGGUCUCUCCGAUACCUGUGUUAUUUUACUCGCCGCCUUGAUCAAAGUGAUCGUCAGGAUUAAAUCCGAGAAAAAAAUCAAGAGCAUGGCAGAACAUACCUCUACGUGUCAAGUGCUAAGAGAUGGACAAUGGCAGACCGAUUUCUCGACCAUGCAUCUAUUACCAGGCGACGUGUUUCGCGUCGAACCCCAUCACAUCGUUCCUGUCGACGCUGUGAUUCUCUCGGGUGAUAUCGUGGUCGAUGAAAGUUCCUUGACCGGUGAGCCUUUACCUAUUCGUAAAUUUCCUUUACGUCAUCAACAGCAGCAGCAACAGCCAGUCAAUGAAAAGGCGAUGCAAGACCAGAGCCUCUUUUCAGAAACAGUCGUAGUAGAAGCAGCGAAUGCGAUCGCUUUAGUGUUGAAGACAAGAACGGAUACAGACAAAGGGCAACUGAUUCAACGUAUUCUCUUUCCUCAAAUGGUCUCGUUUAUAUUCAAUGAACAGCUCAAGGUUGUCUUUGGCAUACUGUUGUUGUGGGCCAUUGUCCUCUUGGCCUUUGGUAGUUGGUGGUUAGGCGGUACGGGUAUGACAGCUUGGUUUUAUGGUAUGACGUGUGCUGCUCAAGUGAUGAACCCACUUUUGCCAGCGAUUCUCGUGGUGGGUCAGUCGGUCGCGGCCGGUCGAUUAAAAAAGAAAGGCAUCUACUGUGUUGAUUUCCCAAGGAUUUUGAUGGCAGGAAAGGUGCAAGUGUUUUGUUUUGACAAAACCGGCACACUGACGAACGAAGGAUUAGAAUACUAUGGCGUUCAUCCAUGCAUAGAGGAAGAAGAAGACGACGCGGGACAAAAAAGACUGGAUGCGUUGUAUCCGCGCUACAGCGAUCUCUCGGCGGGAUCCGAGCAUCAACGCUUGUUACAGAUGGGCCUUGCGUCCUGUCAUUCGGUCACUGUUUUGGAGGACGAGUAUAUCGGUAAUCCGGUCGAUAUUGUCAUGUUUCAAAGCACGCAAGCCAAACUCGUUUCUAGGGGGGAAGAAGAUGCUCAUGACACGAUCGUUCCGCCUGCGCCGCUGCCUACGUUGCAAGUUCUUCAGCAAUUUGAAUUCCAGCAUGCGAGAGCUUCCAUGUCGGUGGUAGUCAAGGAUACGCGUACCGGUCAUAGCCAUGUGUUUUGUAAAGGCUCCUUUGAACGCAUGGCCGAGAUCAGUCAGCGUUUACCGUCCAAUUUUGAACACGUCACGACUGUAUCGGCUCGUCAAGGGUGUUAUGUCCUGGGGAUGGCGCAUCGCGAUUUGGGUAUCCUGACCGAGGAGGAAGAAAUGGAACUUUGCACGCACGGUUCACGAGAUGACAUAGAGGCCGGUGUGGAGUUUUUGGGUCUUGUGUUGUUUAAAAACGUGUUGAAAAAAGACACGGCGGCUGCGAUUCACCAAUUGAAAGAGGGCGAUGUACGUACAGUGAUGAUCACAGGGGAUACUGUCUUGACCGGUGUGUUUAUUGGACAGCAAUGUGGAUUGGCCGAUCCUCAUACGCCCGUGGUGGUGGGGGAUAUGGUUCCCGUCGCCGUCGUUAACGACGAGGAGCAGCUCCACUUGAAGGAUGAAACAGAAAAAGGACGCGACGCGAGACAGCAGCAGCAGCAGCAACAGCAAGCAGCAGCGCCCAUCAUGACAGAGACACUGGUAUGGUACGAUUCGGAAACCCACAAAAGAAUCGAUCAUGUGGAUAUUGCGUUGGCCAAUGGCAGCGAGCUUGCUCUCACGGGCAAGGCUUUCCGUUAUUUGUCAGCGCAGCAGGAAGGAGGAGGCAUGCGACAGUACCUGUUUUCGACGCGUAUCUUUGCGCGUAUGACACCGAUCGACAAGAUGCGAUGCGUAGAAAUGAUGAUGGAGCGGGCGAUUACGGCCAUGUGUGGCGACGGCGGCAACGACUGCGGUGCGCUGAAAGCCGCGCAUGUGGGCAUCGCCAUGUCGGAAGCCGAAGCGUCGGUGGUAUCGCCUUUUAGCACGCCCCAUCGAUCGGUGCAGGCGUGCGUGGAUUUGCUGAUACAGGGCCGUAGUGCGUUGGCCACGUCGUUUGCCAGCUACAAGUACCUGAUCAUGUAUGGUGAAACGAUGGCGUGCACGAAACUGGUCUCUUUUUACUACACACUGGGCUUUUCGCAGUGGAAUUUCAUCUUGAUCGAUGCGUUCAUCACGGUGUUUUGUUCCUUUGCGGUCACUCAAGCCGGGGCGGCGCGCAGGUUGUCACAGCAUCGGCCGACAGCACGUCUGCUGGGGCCCGAAGUGGUGGGGUCGUUGGUAGGACACAUCGUGAUCAAUGCAUGGUUUUUGAUAGGGGCCCUCGUGUGGCUGUACACGCAAGACGACUUUUUCCGGUGCCAUGAAUGGGACGCGCGUGCGACGGAUGCGUCGAAAUGGUGGCUGCUCGGUGAUAGCUUUGAAGUAGACGUCUUGUCCUUUGUCGUGCUCUUCCAAUUCAUCAACGCGGCGAUGGUGUUCAAUUACGGCUACCUCUUUCGACAGCGAUGGUACCGCAAUUAUCUGCUGCUCGUCAUCUGGGCCGUGUUUGUGACAAUCGUUAGUUUUUGGGAACUGGCCGAUCCCAACGUCUUUGGGUGUGCUGUGCGUUUGAACUGCGGAGACCCUGACGUAUUGGUACAACUUGGCUAUCCUCGACCUACGUGGUAUAUUGAGCCUUACAACAACCCGUCCGGACACAAUGUGUUGCCAAGACGUUUCCGUUAUCAAUUGUGGGCCUAUUCAAUAGGGAAUAUGUUGACUGUCCAUGUGUGGGAGAGAUGGGUUAUUCUAGGACCGGUGAGACAAUGGCUGAGACGUAGAUAUCCCUUGGACCGCUUACAAGUAGCUCUUUAA
Mycotypha africana is the source of this 3060-nucleotide messenger RNA. RefSeq lists its product as uncharacterized. The record is from RefSeq and is a predicted model, not a curated record. Gene Ontology annotation, molecular function: ATP hydrolysis activity; ATP binding; P-type transmembrane transporter activity. NCBI's taxonomy places the organism in Eukaryota, Fungi, Mucoromycota, Mucoromycetes, Mucorales, Mycotyphaceae. Bases 1 to 3060 code for a protein of 1019 amino acids. The transcript is spliced from 5 exons. Gene Ontology annotation, cellular component: membrane.